AGUCAUUGAUAUCUAAGGCAUUUUCGUCAUACGUCACUUCCUGUUAGAAGAGAAAACUGGAAAUCAGCUGAUUUUGUUAGGGGGUCGGUUGCUAAAAGCAUAAUGGAGGGUUUGAAGUCCUCUAGCACCACCAUGCAGGUGAGUUUUGUAUGUCAGCGCUGCAGUCAGCCCCUGAAGCUUGACACAUCCUUUAACGUUUUAGACAGAGUGACCAUCCACGAGCUCACGGCUCCAUUAGUACCUGUAGCUGCCAGUAAACAGUCCGGCAGCUAUGAAGGCAGCAGUGUGCCGGAGGACACUUUUUUGGAGAGCAAACAGGAUGCCGUUGCCCGGAAAUAUAUUGCAUCUACAAGGUUGAUGUCGACUGAAAGCACAAACAGUUUCACUCUAAUUGGAGAAGCUUCAGAUGGAGGAACUAUGGAGAACUUGAGCCGAAGACUAAAAGUGACGAGUGACCUGUUUGACAUCAUGUCCGGUCAGACGGAUGUUGAUCACCCUCUGUGUGAGGAGUGUACAGACACACUCUUGGACCAUUUGGACACACAACUCAACAUUACAGAGAACGAAUGCCAAAAUUACAAGAACUGUUUAGACUUGCUGACUCAGCUGCCAGAAGAGGAGCAAACCAGUCUACUUACUGAGCUCCAGCAGCUAAAACAUGAGGAAGAAUCCAUGAUCCAGGAGCUGGAGCGCAUUGAAAUCCAACGUGAAGCCGUGGCCAAAGAGCUAGCUGAGAGACGCAGCCACAGUCAACAGCUGGACACAGAAGAAAUUCGCUAUCAAAAGGAAUACUGUGAGUUUAAGCGGCAGCAGCUGGAGUUGGAUGAUGAUAUUAAGAGUGUGGAUAAUCAGAUGCGUUACUGUCAAAUUCAACUGGAUAGACUCAAGAAGACUAAUGUUUUUAAUGCCACCUUUCAUAUCUGGCACAGUGGGCAGUUUGGAACAAUAAAUAACUUCAGACUAGGGCGAUUACCCAGUGUUCCAGUGGAGUGGAAUGAAAUUAAUGCUGCCUGGGGUCAAACUGUACUUCUGCUGCAUGCCCUCGCAAGCAAGAUGGGGCUUCACUUUCAGAGAUAUCGACUAGUUCCUUAUGGAAAUCAUUCCUAUCUGGAGUCUCUUACGGAUAAGUCCAAGGAGUUGCCAUUAUAUUGUUCAGGAGGUUUGCGCUUUUUCUGGGAUAAUAAAUUCGAUCAUGCUAUGGUGGCCUUCCUCGACUGUGUCCAGCAGUUUAAAGAAGAGGUGGAAAAGGGUGACACAGGCUUCUGUCUGCCAUAUAGAAUGGAUGUGGACAAAGGCAAGAUUGAGGACACAGGUGGCAGUGGAGGCUCUUACUCUAUUAAGACACAGUUUAACUCGGAGGAGCAGUGGACCAAAGCCCUCAAAUUCAUGCUUACUAAUCUCAAAUGGGGUCUGGCCUGGGUGUCCUCUCAGUUCUACAACCGCUAGAUCUGAUUCUGGACUGAAACCUGAUACACAACAGGAAAUCAUUACUGAUAAUGCAGUGUAAGAACAAGAAUGGAAAAAAUACUUUUGUGAACUAAUAACUAUAAAUAAAAUUAUCUUUAUUAUCUGCUAAAUAUGAUAACUUGGAAGGGUUAAUCUACUUGUAAUUGUUGUAAAUGUAGUUGAAUUCAAGAUUACUGUCCUAAAUGAUUUUUCUCAUUUCCAUGUAUUUUACCUAAAAUAAAUACACAAACUGAG
Messenger RNA from Triplophysa rosa, 1701 nucleotides. RefSeq names its product beclin 1, autophagy related (gene becn1). Gene Ontology annotation, cellular component: phosphatidylinositol 3-kinase complex, class III, type I; phosphatidylinositol 3-kinase complex, class III, type II; phagophore assembly site. Gene Ontology annotation, biological process: cellular response to nitrogen starvation; autophagy; late endosome to vacuole transport. The record is from RefSeq and is a predicted model, not a curated record. Lineage: Eukaryota; Metazoa; Chordata; Actinopteri; Cypriniformes; Nemacheilidae. Bases 103 to 1446 code for a protein of 447 amino acids. The transcript is spliced from 12 exons.